CGCCAUGUCCACCGAGCUGGCUCCGGCCGCCGCCCCUGAGCAGGCCCCCGGCCCCGAGCCGCCAGCAGGCGGUGGGGAACCGGCCGAGCACCGGGCGCUGGUGCUGACUGGCUUCGGCGGCUACGACAAGCUGAAGGUGCAGGCGCGGCGCGGCGGCGGGCCGGGACCCGGAGAGGUCUCGGUGCGCGUCCGCGCUUGCGGCCUCAACUUCGCCGACCUGAUGGCGCGACAGGGGCUGUACGACCGGCUGCCGCCGCCGCCCGUCUGCCCCGGCAUGGAGUGCGCCGGCACCGUCCAAGCCCUCGGCGAUGGCGUUCGCGACCGACAGGUAGGUGAUAAGGUAAUGGUCCUGGCUAGGUCAGGACUCUGGCAAGAAGUGGUGAAUGUGCCGGCCAGUCAGACCUUCCUGAUGCCUGAGGGGAUGAGCUUUGAGGAAGCAGCUGCUCUUCUUGUCAACUAUAUCACUGCCUACAUGAUCCUCUUUGACUUUGGAAACCUGAGACCAAACCAGAGCGUCCUCAUCCACAUGGCUGCAGGUGGUGUGGGAACUGCUGCCAUCCAGCUGUGCAAGACUGUAGAAAAUGUCACCAUUUUUGGCACAGCAUCUGCCUCCAAGCAUGAUUCACUCAAGGAGGGUGGAGUCACUCACCCCAUCGACUACAGAACCAUGGAUUAUGCAGAGGAGGUCCGGAAAAUCUCUCCCAAAGGUGUUGACAUUGUCCUGGACCCCCUGGGAGGGUCUGAUACGUCCAAAGCGUUUAACCUGUUGAAGCCGAUGGGCAAGCUCAUCACUUAUGGGGUAGCAAACCUGCUCACUGGGCAGAAGAAGAACCUCGUGGCUAUGGCUAAAACCUGGUGGAACCAGUUCAGCAUCAAUGCCUUGCAGCUCCUCCACCAAAACAAGGCUGUGUGUGGCUACCACCUUGGAUAUAUGGAUGAAGAAUUUGAGCUUGUUGGAGGUGUUGUAGCCAAGCUGAUUAACCUCUAUAGCCAAGGCAAAAUCAAGCCCAGAAUAGACUCUGUAUGGCCCUUUGAUCAGGUGGCAGAUGCCAUGAGGCAGAUGCAAGAGAAGAAGAAUGUUGGAAAGGUCAUCCUGGUUCCUGAAGCACCCAAGGAAGAAUCAAAAAAAGAGCAGAACUAAGAGGAGCUGUGUGCAGGCUGAAUUCAUGGUUUAACUUCCUGACCUCUUUGGGACCUGGAAAUGGACAGAUCAGUAGCUUCUGUCUUCUUCAGUACCAAACCAGCGUGGCUAAAGCUCAGAUGAGGUUUGCAUGCCCUCGUUGUGACUGACCCUUUGCCAGAGAUGCUCUCAGCCCAAGUUCUUUUGAUUUUGUACCUUUUUCUUGUUUCUGUCACUUGUUUCUCUACUGAGUUUCCAAACUAACCUUACUUUAUUCUGGCAGCUGAAGCUUCCAGGCUUCAGCUGGUGACUGCUGGCUGCAUGGCUGGUGGCUGCAAAGUCAGGGUGUAACGUGCUGUAGUAACUGCCAAGUAUCUCCCCAGAAACUGAGCCCUGCUGAAACAUUUGUGCUGUCACCUUUGAGAAGUCUGUUUCAGCAGAAAGGGCCAAGCUCAGGAGCCAGCCAGAGGAGCAGCACAGCUGGCCUUGUCUAGCUCUGGCACAGGCUGCUCCUCUGUUUAACCACACUCUUUCCCUUCUGCUUUUGUAGGCUCUAACAGCAGUCAGUUAGUGGCAGGUUGUGCUGUCUUUGCCUUGCAAAUAACCACCCUGGCGUUCUGAGCCUGGCACGUUGCACUUCAUCUGCAGUCACUCUCUGCAGCUGCCAAAUAACCUGCUGGGCUGGGUCUGAAUACAGAAGAAAAGUUUCAGUUAGGUAGCUUGAUCUUGUCCAUUUUCUGAUUCCAAACUGUAGGGAGAUCUAAACUGUGUCUGAUUUUGAGAGACCAUAAGGACUCAACUGUGUCUCAGAUGACUGGAACGAUUGGUGUUGGCUCUGUGCUUCAUUAAUGUUGGGCUCCAAGCUGGUAUUGUUAAGGCUAAACUUCACCCUCAUGUUUGUAUUUCCAAGGGCUGCCAUGCUGACUGGGAAUUCAGCAAGAUGGGAACAAAAUAAGCCCCUGCUAAUGCUUGCUUUGUGCUGUGCCCUGUGUGCUGGGGAGGUGUUGCAGUUCAGGAGGUAACCUGGGGGAGCCAGCUCUGUAAGCCUGCCCAGGAGCCCUUCUGUGGCACACAGUUCCCUAAAGCUAUUGCCAAGUUACUGCUGUAGAUGGGAACCUGCCCAGCUCUGUCAGGCCUCUUGGCCUGGGCACCUUGAACAAUUUAAAUCAUGCUUUCCAUUUUCUUCUAGCUAGCUCCUUAGAUACCCACUCAAACCAGGUCUUGCCCUAUGGCUCAGUGCUGCAGUAGGGUUUGACUCUUUUUGCCAUGAAACUGCAAAUCUUGGGACCCUUGGGCUCUCUUCCAGCACUGAACAUUCAGGAGCUGCCUGGGGUGCUCCUCCCAGAUCAGAACUUGGUCUCUCUUCCUCUGUUCUCCCAUGCAUCUGGAAAUGUGGCAGUGCAGAGACCUAAGACUAGUUCUGUGAGCACUUAAUGGUUCCCCUGCUUCCCGCUGGACCCUUUCUUCAGCCGUGAGUGACUGUGGUGCUGUUUGUGCUUGCUUUGAAGCUUCCUCACAGAUGUAGGUACAGCAAGCCAAAGGCAUCAUUUUGGACUCAAAAGGUAAAUCUGAGGGUGCCAAGAAGCAUUGCCCAUCCUGGAAGGGUUCAGGAGCAGAAUCUUGCUAUGAGGAGUCCUGCUGAACCAAACCCUGCCACUGGAGAGCAGCC
Dryobates pubescens (Downy woodpecker) is the source of this 2789-nucleotide messenger RNA. RefSeq names its product vesicle amine transport 1 (gene VAT1). The record is from RefSeq and is a predicted model, not a curated record. Bases 5 to 1141 code for a protein of 378 amino acids. The transcript is spliced from 6 exons. Lineage: Eukaryota; Metazoa; Chordata; Aves; Piciformes; Picidae. Gene Ontology annotation, molecular function: zinc ion binding; oxidoreductase activity.